Drosophila gunungcola (fruit fly) is the source of this 631-nucleotide messenger RNA. RefSeq lists its product as uncharacterized. NCBI's taxonomy places the organism in Eukaryota, Metazoa, Arthropoda, Insecta, Diptera, Drosophilidae. The record is from RefSeq and is a predicted model, not a curated record. Bases 84 to 569 code for a protein of 161 amino acids. The transcript has 2 exons.
UUUCGAAAGUCUACACUUAGGACUUCCUAUAAAAUAGAAAGGAUAUUACUUUGGGUAUUCAGUUCUUUUAAACACUUUGAAAUAUGCGUUUCUGCUUCAUAUUUAUUUCGCUAACUCUGUUGAGUCUCGUUAGUGGCUUUCCCUCGGAACUGGAAAAUAAUUGCGAACUCUUGGAACAUGUUGAUACAGACGAUUCAUGGUUAAAUAUAUUCAACAAUAUCAGGAAAUCUUUGGAAGACGCCAUCAGUCGUGCAUCAUAUUCUGAAAAAUGUGCCUCUCAAGUGGAAUUUCUUCAAAGCUGUCUAGAUCGCGCCAAGACAAUUUCUUCAACAAAAGAACAAAUGCAGUACGUCCUUGAAUUUAUUGAAUACCAAGAAAUGCAUGCCAAAAGGGAACCAACACGUACUCACACUUAUUUGGGGAAAAAUAUGAUUCAUUUAUUUAAGAGAACCCUAGAUAAACUUACACACUUAAGCAGAAAACUUAUAAAUGUUUCCGAAAAACUGGAUGAUAGAUUCAGCAAAACAAUUUUUAGAAGUAGACAAUAUCUUUUUGGACAUGAAACAUAAGGUUUUUAUAUGAGAAGAUUAUAGACUAACAACUUGAUCAAUAAAAAAAAAUUGUUUAUUAA